AUGGGUAGUGACAAGGUAGAUAAGAGGAGGGUACAGAAGAGGAGGGCAUGGGCUAAACACAAACCAGAAGGGGUAGUCUCAAAAAAGAAUUCACAAAAGAAAAGGGACGGGGUUGAGAUGGAAGGUAUGGGUGGUGACAAGGUAUGCAUGAGAAGGAAAGGGUUUGGUAUGGCUAAAAUGCCUAUUGUAGUGGCAGAGGCUGUGAUUAGCCUCGCCAAUCAUCAUGAAACUCUUGAGCUGGAACUGCCGAGGGUUGGGGAACCCUCGGACAGUUCAAGACCUCUGCUCUAUAGCAGAGAAGUCAAGACUCAACAUAGAGAAGGGGAGAAUAGAUGGUUGUUGACUUGUUUUUAUGGCCCACCUGAAAUUGUGAAGAUGAAAGAGGCAUGGUUGUUGCUUAAAACUAUGAAAUCUAGUGGUAAUGAGGGGUGGUUUAUAGUGGGAGAAUUCAAUGAAAUUAUCACAAAUGAUGAGAAGUGGGGAGGGAAGGCUUGGCCUGAGGGUCAAAUGAAACUGUUUAGAGAAUUGAAGAGUGAUGGGAACUUGUAUGAUUUGGGAUGGAGGGGGGACAAGUACACUUGUAGCAAUUCCCAUACAGAUGCAACCUUUACUAAAGAAAGGUUAGAUAGAGCUAUGGCGAAUCCCCAAUGGAUGAACACCUAUAUUGAGGCCUGGGUGGAAGUAAUGGUGGCCAGAACUUCUGAUCAUAAGCCACUAUUGGUCCAUAUUGAGAUCAAGAUAAAGGGUUGCAAGAAAGCCUUUCAGAGGUGGAAUAAGAAUAGGAAGCAGAGAAAUGGGAAGGAAGUAGAGGAAAAAACAAAGAUCUUACAGAGUUUACAGGCUGUGAAAAAUGGGAGCAAUGUGGAGGAAAUCAGAAAGGUUUCCAAAGAGUUGCAUCUAGCAUUAGAGAAGGAAGAUCUUUGGUGGAAACAACGAGCCAAGAGAAAUUGGCUGUUUCAAACUACAAAACCAAGUCCAGACAACAUUGAAAGAUGUCUUGUGGGCAUGAAUAAGAGGGUAACCAUAGAAAUGAAUGAAAGGUUGUCAAAAAGGUUCACAUCAGUAGAAGUAGAGGAAGCAGUGAAACAAAUGGCUCCAUUAAAAGCCUCUAGACCAGAUGGAUUUGGUCCUUGUUUCUAUCAAAAUCAUUGGGGUGUAGUGGCUGAAGAAGUGAGUAGAGCUGCACUAGAUACUUGA
Messenger RNA from Juglans microcarpa x Juglans regia, 1197 nucleotides. RefSeq lists its product as uncharacterized. The transcript is spliced from 4 exons. Lineage: Eukaryota; Viridiplantae; Streptophyta; Magnoliopsida; Fagales; Juglandaceae. The record is from RefSeq and is a predicted model, not a curated record. Bases 1 to 1197 code for a protein of 398 amino acids.